This is a messenger RNA of Pestalotiopsis fici W106-1, 912 nucleotides long. RefSeq lists its product as uncharacterized. Gene Ontology annotation, molecular function: enoyl-CoA hydratase activity. Bases 1 to 912 code for a protein of 303 amino acids. The record is from RefSeq and is a predicted model, not a curated record. Gene Ontology annotation, biological process: fatty acid beta-oxidation. NCBI's taxonomy places the organism in Eukaryota, Fungi, Ascomycota, Sordariomycetes, Amphisphaeriales, Sporocadaceae. Gene Ontology annotation, cellular component: mitochondrion. The transcript has a single exon.
AUGGCAGCCAAGGGAUCAUAUCCGUCAUUCGCUUCUGCGCCUCCCGAGGUGCCACACACCGACGUCUCCUUCCCUACAGACUAUCCUCACGUCAUGCUCGUGACGCUCAACCGCGCCGAUGCGCUCAAUGCCAUUCCGCGCCCUCAGCACUAUGCCCUAGAGCGUUUGUGGGAUUGGUUCGAUGAUGAGCCAAGUUUGCGCGUCGCUAUCAUCACUGGAACUGGGCGUGCCUUCUCUGCUGGGGCUGAUUUGAAGGAGUGGGACAACAUCAACAGCGAUGACAAUGGGCAAGUCCCGUCUGCCCCCAGCAACCGAAGAGACAGGCCAUCAGGGCGUUUCCCCCGAGGCGGCUUUGGCGGCAUGUCGAACCGAGGGGGACUCAAGCCCAUCAUUGCGGCUGUAAAUGGUAUAUGCUUUGGCGGUGGUAUGGAAAUGGCCAUCAACUGCGACAUGAUUGUGGCAUCGUCGGACGCGGCCUUUUCAUUGCCCGAAGUCACCAUUGGUGUCAUUGCCCUCGCUGGUGCCCUCCCGCGCAUCAUCCGCACUGUUGGCCGUCAGCGUGCGAGCGAAAUGGCCCUAACUGGAAAACGCUACACGGCCCAAGAGAUGAAGGAAUGGGGAUUGGUCAACGAGGUUGUGCCAAAGGGCAAUAUCGACGGAGGGGCCAAGAGGACAUUGGUACUCGAAAAGUCCUUGGAAUGGGCUAGCAAAAUCGCCGCGAAUAGCCCAGAUGCUGUUAUUGUAAGUCGAGAGGGUCUGAAGCUUGGAUGGGAGGGUAUCGAUGCGGAAAAGGGCACCGAGACGCUUCUAAGGGGUUGGUAUAGCAAGAUUGAAAAGGGCGACAAUAUGAAGGAAGGAGUCAAGAGCUUUGUAGAGAGAAGGAAGCCAAAGUGGGUGGAUAGUAAGCUGUGA